This is a messenger RNA of Didymodactylos carnosus, 234 nucleotides long. Lineage: Eukaryota; Metazoa; Rotifera; Eurotatoria; Philodinida; Philodinidae. The record is from the annotation of a GenBank genome assembly.
AUGACUGGAAUGAAAAAGGCUCUGGGAAGUUCGGGUAAUGAAGAAGAGGUUAACGAAGAAGAUUUACUGAUAAUACAUGCCCCACCGAAACCAAUUAACAAUGACUGGUCAUUACAACGGGCCGUGGCUGCAAAAUUUGAAUUAUUUGUGGAUAAAUCGUUAACAAUUAGUAAAUGGAAUUGUGGUUUAGAUAAAAGACUGAAUACAUGGCUCAAUCCUCAACUACAGGAUUGA